Messenger RNA from Wasmannia auropunctata (little fire ant), 2030 nucleotides. Its product is annotated as dnaJ homolog subfamily C member 1-like. Lineage: Eukaryota; Metazoa; Arthropoda; Insecta; Hymenoptera; Formicidae. Gene Ontology annotation, cellular component: endomembrane system. The transcript is spliced from 7 exons. The record is from RefSeq and is a predicted model, not a curated record. The coding region runs from base 347 to 1660 and encodes 437 amino acids.
AUUUUACUUUAUUUACUGACAGUAGUCCAGCCUGUUUUCGAACACGCGUUGUGAGAUGCUCUUCAUCUGGUCGAGUCGAUUCUCGCGAUUCCACGCGUAUCGACCGUGUUCGACGAUUCCGACUUUAAUCUCGGCGACUGCUGCGAGACACGAGCGGAUCUGACAAUGUGGCACCUGCGGCAAAAAGAGGAUUUCUAACCUGACUCUCUCUUGAGCGCGCUGCGACCGAUCACCCAGGGUGAAGGAGCGACAUUAUGUCCUAGGACACGAAUUUUCACGCGGUGCACCGGGUAGAGACGCGCGUGUGUCAUAUCGUAAUUAUGUCUGCAUGCGGUGAGGAACGAAGAUGAAUCUGCCGUUGGUCGUUUUCGGGGUCCUCUGCUUCCUGGACGUGUUCAGGUCCUCGUACGCGUGGGACAACGACGAGCUGGAAGUGUUCGACGUCGUUGAGGAGGUCAAUCAAAAUUUCUACGAUGUGCUGGGCGUUACGCAGUCCGCGAACGCCUCGGAGAUCAAGAAGGCCUUCAGGCGUCUGUCGUUGCAACUGCAUCCGGACAAAAACCCGGCGGAGGAUGCGGAGCUGCAGUUUAGAAAGCUAGUCGCCGUUUACGACGUUUUGAAAGAUCCCGGGAAACGGCAAAAGUACGAUAAUGUGCUCGUUAAUGGACUGCCAAAUUGGCGAUCGGCGGUGUAUUACUACCGUCACGUCCGAAAAAUGGGAUUACUGGAGAUGAGUGUUAUCCUGUUCACAGUUAUCACGAUAGGGCAAUAUCUCGUAGCUUGGGCGGCGUACUUUGAAAAACGGUACACUUACGAACAAGUAUUAGGUAGCAAACUUCAAAAGAUGCAGAAAAAGAAUAGAAAGAGCAAGAUAGACAUUCCAGAUUUGGCUGACAUUUUAGAAAAGAUUCCUACUCCAACUAUGUGGAACACUCUUCCAUUUCAGUUACCAAAGUGGAUAAUAGGUUCUAUAAUAGCUAUCCCUUCUUCAAUUCGUCUCGUCAUUCAACUCUUGAAAGAGAGGAAAGAAAAGAGAAAGCAAGAGGAAGAGGAGGCAUUAAGAGAAGCACAAGAGAACGAACAGCCUGAACCUGAAGUAACGACGCGUACUAUCAGGAAACGUAGAACUGGUUUUACUCCGCAGGAAAGAAGCGGUAAUAAUUCUAAGGAAACUACAAAGAGAGAGGACUGCGAUUACACGAAUCACGUCUACGACAAGACCGUCCCGGUAUCCGGCGGCUUGUGGACCGACAACGAUAUAUUAGAACUGAUAAAAUGUGUGAAGAAGUAUCCCGGCGGGACUCCAGAACGGUGGGAGAAAAUCGCGAGCGUUAUGAAUCGUACCGUCACGGAAGUUACGCACAUGGCUAAAAAGGUGAAAGAGGAAGGUUUGAAGCCUGCCGAAUCGGUGGAGGAAGUCUCUGCGGACGAAAAACCGAAGAAGAUUAAGACUCGCAGUGAAAAUACGGUCAGCGCCACUGAGUGGAGUCAAGAGCAGCAAAGGGCAUUAGAAGCGGCUCUGACGAAAUAUCCCAAAGGUGCAUCUGUAGAUAGGUGGGAAAAAAUUGCAAAUUGUGUCGAGGGGAAGACAAAGGAAGAAUGUCAAGUCCGCUAUAAACAAUUGGUGGAAUUAGUGAAAAAGAAGCAGCAAUCUCAAUAGUUCAAUUUGUAUAGAAUCCUGUUUUCUCGAAAAUGUACUUUGUACCGUCGAGCCAAGAAAUAGUAUUAUUGAACAGUACCAUAAGUGCGCGGAAGCGGGAAAAAAGUAAUAUUUUCUGGUUAAACUUAAAAAUAUCAAUUCGUCUUUCUUUUGAAAGAUCAUAAAUUUCAUACUGAUUUUUUUAAUACAAAUGGUGUGUCAACCGUGUUACAUGUUACAUGAAUAUGCGCCCGUGAGCAAACUCGGUUAUUAUAAGUCGGAGAUAAAUUUAAGAGGAAAGAAUAAAUUAAAUAGGAAAAUUUUUCCUAUGUCAUCUUAUUAAAUGUUAUCGAGAAUGUAUUUAUUUAAUAAAUUUAAUAAUUAAUCAAGA